Molecule: messenger RNA, 2221 nt
Organism: Rhincodon typus (whale shark)
Lineage: Eukaryota; Metazoa; Chordata; Chondrichthyes; Orectolobiformes; Rhincodontidae
Exons: 3
Coding region: 7-399 (130 amino acids)
Source: RefSeq, a predicted model, not a curated record
AAGGAAAUGCUUCUAAAACCGCAAGAUCAAUCACAGUUGAAGCUUGCCACAAACUUCAGUAUAAAGAGUUUGAAGCGGCGAAGGAACUGUAACAAUGAAGAAAACCAUUCUGUCCCACCACCGAAACGUCUCAGCAAUAGUACAUUGUUGCAGGAUCUACCAAGAGACAGCUGGGACUGCGAGUCCUCAAGCAGUGACAGCAGCAGUAUAGUCAGCAGUCCUGACAGACCGAAUGGACACUUACCAGCUGAAGCCAAUACUAAACCAGGCAACAGCUCGACUAUGCUUCCGUUUUCUGAUUCCAGCGAACAGUCUGCACAAGGCCCGUACUUUCAAAUCAAUCAGAUCCUGAGGGAGGCACACUUCUAUAGCUUACAUCAACGUGGACACCAAACGUGACCAGAAUGGGACUGUGUGCCUUCAAUGAAGGACAGAGACUGUAAAUGUAAUCUUUUGGAGUGGAUGUUUGUACUUAGAUGAUUUAAAUUGCACAAUCUUUUUCCUUUUUUGCUCCAUUUGGUUAAAAGUUUAACAUCUUUUCACUUUUUAAAUGCCCUUGGACAAAUGUAAUAUCAAAAUUGUGCAGGCUAUAAUGGCACAACUGUAGCCUUGAUUGCUUCAUUUACUCUGUUUGGCACUAUUCUAAUUUAGUAAAUCUGUUCACUGUGGAAUUAAUCUGCAAAUAAGCAAAGUCCUCCAGUGAUGUUGCAACAGGAGUUCUUGAAGAAACAAGAAGAAAGUGGCUAUUUUUGAAAAACAGUAGGGUCAACUUGGACUAAAAAAUGUUUUUGCAUUCCACUGCAUUUUAAGAAGUGAUGUGUACUGGAAUAUGACCAGUUUGAGCGUCUUUUAAAAUAAUCUUACUGUACUAGGCUUACAACAGUUUUCUUGGUAUUUUACAACCAAUUUUUCCUUGAGGCUCUAAUACUAUAGCUGAAAAUUUCCACUUAUUGUGAAAUUGCAUUGCCAUUCAGAGACCGAAGCAGAUACAGUAGUGGAAUUUCUAUCAUUAUUUGAGUAAAAAAAUGAAUGCCUCUGCAGAUCUAAGCUGUAUGCUUGGAGUUUUUUUUUUAAAAAUCGGGCUUCAUUCCAAGAAUUUUCAUUCAACCAAAAAAAUGUGAAGAUGGGUUGUGUCAAUCUAGGUUUCCGUAGUUCUUUGUAUUGUGCUGGGCCUGCAUUUGAUACAAGUCAUCUUGUACUAAACCUGAACAUGUCCUUAAAUACAAUAUAGCUUAAACAUUUUCUUUAAAUUAUGCCUCCAGUUGUAAGCAGAUUGUAGAUAUUUAUAUUUUGCCGGUUUUGCAUGCAUAUGUGCUUGGUGUUAAGACAUUCAGACAGCCGUCGAGAGCUUCCUAGAUAGCUCAGUGACUAGCUGAGCUGCACAGACCAUAAAGGUUUGAGUUGUUAAUUUUCUCAGCUGGGGCAACAGUAUAGAGAAUCCAUAAUUGAAGAUGUGCAUCCAGGGACAGGUUCAGACAAAGUACAACAUAAGGUUCAGUCACAAUGACCCUUGUGCUCAAAUUAGCUGCUGACAACUAGACGAGAUGUGCCAGAGGAUGCCUUUGGAACUGUCUUAACUGGGAGUCACACUUCUAGGAGUUUGUGAGGGUAGUCACAAAAAGAAAGAUAAUUUUUUCUCUUUUUAAUUAUUUUAUAUUGUUAUGAUUGGGUAAACAUGUAACAGGUAUGACACAGUCAAUGACAUUCCUAAUUACUCUCAAACCUCAGGGUGCAUAUGCCUGACUCUUGAUUUGGAAUGGGGUUGGGAAUUUGUUCUUUGUCAGGGAUUUUUUUUUUUAAAAAAGUUAUUCGAGAGUUUGAAAUUUUAUUUUAUUUGUAAGUCUAAAGAUACCAAGUUUAACCUUCAGAAGUGAGUACAAAAUUAUUGUAACCAUUUGCAUUCAAUAAAAUCAAUAAGAUAAUUUGAAAUGCAAUCAAGAAUACAGUGUGGAAGCCCGUAAUACAUGAACAGAAUCUUUCAUAUUGUCUUCAAGGUAUUGAGGCUGAAGGCACUGUGUGCUUUUCUAAGCAACAACUGUUAAAUUUUUAUAUACCACUUGCACUGAAGAUCAGGUUCAGUUUGGAGCACUGACAGGAUAAGAUUCCUGACAAUUUUCUCUUAAGUUGUCCAUUUCUGGCUGGUUGUGGAAGCAGCUUGGCUGCUAAAACGUGUGUUCCUAUGACCAGUGAUUUGCUGAGAAAUAAAUCCCAUCAAUUUGAA